Molecule: messenger RNA, 927 nt
Organism: Diaporthe citri
Lineage: Eukaryota; Fungi; Ascomycota; Sordariomycetes; Diaporthales; Diaporthaceae
Exons: 2
Coding region: 1-927 (308 amino acids)
Biological process (GO): cell wall organization; carbohydrate metabolic process
Cellular component (GO): extracellular region; fungal-type cell wall; cell surface
Molecular function (GO): glucan endo-1,3-beta-D-glucosidase activity; 1,3-beta-glucanosyltransferase activity
Source: RefSeq, a predicted model, not a curated record
AUGAAGCUCUCAACAGUACUCUCCGGCCUCUCUGUCGUGGCUGGCACGGCCAACGCAGCCAUCCAGGGGUUCAACUACGGGGCCUUCUUUAACAACCAAGCCGCCAAGCAACAGGUUGAUUUCGCGUACGAGUUCAACAAGGCCAAGAACCUGCCCAACCAGUCCGGGUGGAACGCCGCACGGCUGUACACGAUGGUACAGUGGGGGACGGCAAGCGACGUGGUGUCGGCCAUCCCGGCGGCCAUCAACUCGCAGACGAAGCUUCUGCUGGGCCUGUGGACGUCGGGAGGCAGCUUCCAGAACGAGAUCAAGGCGCUGCAGACGGCCAUCAACCAGUACGGCACCGCCUUCACCGACCUCGUGGUCGGCAUCUCGGUCGGAAGUGAGGACCUUUACAGGCAGUCUUCGGGGGAGGUCGGCAUCGGGCCGGACGAGCUGGUGGGCUACAUCAACCAGGUUCGCAGCACGAUCGCGGGCACUCCGCUGCAGGGCAAGCCGAUCGGGCACGUCGACACUUGGAACAUGUGGCUGGACGGGGCGAACAGCAAGGUGAUUGCGGCGCUCGACUUCGUUGGCAUGGACGCCUAUCCGUAUUUCCAGGCGGCCUUCGACAAUCGGAUCGAGAACGCGGCCUCGCUGUUCUGGAGCGCGUACGACCAGACCAAGGCGGCGUCGCAGGGCAAGGAGGUGUGGGUGACGGAGACGGGUUGGCCGGUCAGCGGCGAUACCGUCAACGGCGCGGUGCCCAGCGCGCAGAACGCGCAGACCUUCUGGAAGCAGGUGGCGUGCGGGCUCAUCUCGAGGAACAUCAACACCUUCUGGUACGACCUGCAGGAGAGCCAGUGGGGCCAGGCGAACCCUGACUUUGGCAUCUACGGGGCGGGCGACCUGGGCGCCCUCUCGCCACAGUUCGACCUGUCCUGCUAA